Pyrus x bretschneideri (Chinese white pear) is the source of this 774-nucleotide messenger RNA. RefSeq names its product DPH3 homolog. Gene Ontology annotation, cellular component: nucleus; cytosol. Gene Ontology annotation, molecular function: metal ion binding. Bases 1 to 405 code for a protein of 134 amino acids. The transcript has 2 exons. Gene Ontology annotation, biological process: tRNA wobble uridine modification; protein histidyl modification to diphthamide. The record is from RefSeq and is a predicted model, not a curated record. NCBI's taxonomy places the organism in Eukaryota, Viridiplantae, Streptophyta, Magnoliopsida, Rosales, Rosaceae.
AUGAAGGCAUAUCAACGGCUGAUCUUCCAGGCGACUUCAUCAAAUUUCCAAUUAGGAUUUUGGCAUUCUUCAAUUAAGCUUUUGCAAGGUACCAUACUUGCCCAAACCCUAAAUCCAAAAUCCAGGGGAGCCUUCGCUGAAUCAGAAGCUGAAACUAUGUCGUACGACGACGUAGAGAUCGAAGACAUGGAGUGGAACGAGGAGCUGCAGGCGUACACGUACCCGUGCCCGUGCGGGGACUUGUUUCAGAUCACAAGGGACGACCUGAAAUUGGGGGAAGAGAUCGCUCGGUGCCCUAGCUGCUCUCUCUACAUCACCGUCAUUUACAACAUCGAAGAUUUCUUGGAUAAGAAGAGCAACAAGCCCCUCGAGCCCUCCAAGCAGCAACCAAUCACUGUCGCGUAAAAUUUCAGAUGACCUUAUCUUGAGAUUGCAAAGUGGGCGGAAGGAUUCUUCCCGAGUUUUGUUCGAUAUUUAACUAGAUAUGAAGUGUCCAAUUGAGGGUGAGUAAUAUUUUUGUAUUCAACCUGCAAAGGAAGAAGUAGAAUGUGAUAUUCUAACACUAGUAAACAUAAAAAGAGAAAUCAUCUUAGUCAUUUAAAAGAAUCUGAAUGUGUGUUUGGAUCUCAAUGUAUUAUUACUCUUCUGAUGGGGAGUCAAAUACCCCGUCGUGGCUGGUGUGGGAGAGAUUGUAACAUGUAAGCGUGUAUAUAUUAUCCUAUCAGUAUCUCUCUCAUCAUGAGACGUGUCAAAGAAAAAACAAUUUGAUAUCAA